UCUAAUCACUCCAUGGCACUAUUCUCGUGAUGUAUCCAGUAUCUCGAAUCUCUCAUUGAGAAGUCAUGGCACAGCUUUUGGUCUACAUCUGAUGAAGACUAACUGAGAUUUGAGAUCAGAAUUGAUGAACGCCCAAGAAUUGUGUAAGCAAAGGAACUGUUAGGACGGUCAUUAGCAUGAUUGGCUACACGUAUUGCAUUCUGGUCGUCCUGAUCGUCAUGACCUUGCGCGGGGCAGAAAAUAACAGAGUCGAUUCGGCGUAUGGAGAUGAUUUCGAAAACCCGGAUAUAGCGAGAAUGGCCAAAUCAAAACAACAACCAGCUCCAGUACCUAACAGAGUCUGGCAUACCUUUGCUAUCAGAUUUCGCCUGUUCGCUAAGCUAUUGGGCGAUCUGAUUGAAAUAUACAGUAAAGAAGACUGUUCAAAACCCAUUCUCGCGCCUGGGACACUCGCAAAAUACACUUUUGAAAGUGAGACAUUUUCUCAUGGAACGAAAUUGUUGUUCUUCUGUAAGGCCGGCUACUACUUCCAGAAGAUUGUGCAGAAAGUCAGAUCGGGUUGCAAAGAAUACGAAUAUGAUGGGGAAAAUGGAUGUGAUCCUAAAAGUGGUCAAACCAAAGAUACUAUCAGCUUCAAUACCACACAAAGAAAGCUUGAGUGUAUCGGGCCGUAUUGGAGCAGUCCCGCACCCUCGUGUAUUGCGUUCACGUGCCCCGUUCCAACUGUUUCAAACGGAAGAUGGCGUACUAAUCAACCUCGGAUCAAGCACAGAGAGGUUGUUACCAUUACCUGUGACCCAGGUUAUCUCACCCUCGGAUCACCCUCAAUCAAAUGCAGUAUAAAGCAGGCGAACAUAAAUGACGGUUGGAAUAUAGAACCACCGUCGUGCAGAGAGAUAAAGUGUGCUCAACCGAAAAGACCAGAAAACGGGAUCAUAUCGAACAAAAACUCGUCCAACCAGAACAGGAUUGGCGCAGAAAUCGAGAUCAUUUGUCAACGAUAUUUCCUGUUAGAUGGUUCUAAAAAAAGGAAGUGUAUGGCGAAUGGCCGGUGGUCAGGGACCGAUGCAACAUGCCAACCCACACGUGUCCAAGAUAUUGCACAUUGUCCCGUGCCUGUUAUUCCAUACGGGGCGAAAAGGUAUUGCGAGAGAAAGUCUGGCGAUAGAUGCGUUUACGAUGAAGGCGCUGUGGUCACCUACAAAUGCUUUGAUGAAUUCAUAUCUGGCGGGCCCAGUCGUAUCAAGUGUAACGGAAAAGGUCAUUGGGAGCCCGCUGAUCUGCCAAAGUGCGAGGCAUUAUUCAGUUUCGAUGACCCCAAAAGUUUGGCAAGAAACUUCGGUGAGCUGUUUGAUAAGAUUCAUAAGAUUGAUGAAUACCUGGACACGGAUGUAGGACGCAUUCUGGACCUUAACGCACCAGGAGGAUGCGACAUUACAUUUCUUCUCGACUCCUCCGGUAGUAUCACACAAGAUGAAUUCGAUGAUACUAUCGCGUUCAUCAAGCUUUUUGCUGAGAAGGUUGGUGUAUCGAAGAGACAUAAUGGAGUAAGAUUUGCAGCCUUAUCGUUUGCUGCCAAUGCUACAAAUGACUUCGAUGCGAACUACGGAUUUCACACCUUUCCAGCAAAAACUGUAGAAGAAGUCAAGGGCUUGUUAGAUAAGCUUGGUUACAUAAGUGGCGGCACGAACAUCAGAGGUGCGCUGACGUACUACGAAGAGGAGAUGCUUCGACAAAAUCGUGGAAAGAGAAAAGAUGCCAAGCAGUACUUGUUCCUUUUUUCAGAUGGCCAGUACAACCUUGGGGGUAACCCAGAGGACGUAGCCUCACGCCUCCGUUCAGAGAAGAAGGUAGAAAUAUUCGUGAUGAAGAUGGGCAAUGGGAAGGAGGCGUUGAAAGAAAAAACCAACACCAGAGUUCUCAUGUCAAUAUCUUCAGAAAACAAGUUCGAUAAAGACGGAAAUAAAGAUCAGCAUUUCUUUCAAUUCAAAGAUUAUUCAAGCGUCAUUAACUUUUUGGUACAGAUGUUGCUCAACGGAAGCAUUGACUACAGUGAAUGCGGUGUCGCCGGCACGACUAACAUCACCGAUGGCGACAUUAUCAGGGAUAAACCUGCCAACCUUUUCGCCUGGCCGUGGAUGGUAGCAGUCAUGGAAGCAAAGGCUAACAAUGUGAAAUUCAGAGAACACACGCAAGUAUGUGGUGGAACCGUUCUAGAUAAUGAGUGGAUACUGACUGCAGCACACUGUUUUCAAGGCGAUACAUAUAAUAAUCCAAGGAGAGUCAUGGUCAAGUUAGGUGCGAUUGAUUUUAAGAAGGCUCUAUUCGACCGCCCCGACAUCUUUGAGAUGAAAGUUAGGUCAAUGCAUAUUCAUGAGAAGUGGUCCGUCGAUCGAGAUACCAAGAAGAAGUUUGCCAAUGACACCAACUGGGCGCAUGAUAUAGCGCUGCUCCGCCUUGAUAGAGAAGUCCCGUUCUCCAAGAGUGUCCGACCAAUUUGUUUGAUUCCCGAAAACACAUCAAACAACGAGAUUAAGGAUAAGAUUGCAGUGGUAACCGGUUGGGGCCAGUUCGAUACGAGUGACGUGGAUGGACAGAGGUCAGACAUCCUGAGACAAAUCAAACUUCCAGUUGUCACGCCAGACGAAAACCAAGAGAAGUGUAAAAUCCAUCAUCGGGCGGAGAAAUUCAUAUGUGCAGGCGGAGAGAACAGAGUUGAUGCUUGCAAAGGCAACAGUGGUGGUCCGCUGAUGGUCGAGUUUUUGGCGGAAAACAAUCAACCAUCCUGGAACCAAAUAGGUAUUGUUUCCAGUGGAUUUGGCUGCGCCAACAAGCUGGCAUAUGGACGGUACACAGACAUAAGGGCGUACAGGCAGUGGAUCAAAGGUAUUAUGACGAAUAACACAAAAGCAAGGGAAUAAAGUUGUCGCCCGUUAUUUUAAGGCGCAUGUUACAAUGCCGCUGUCUAUAAGAACAAUAAAAAACGUCAUUACGUCAUGAAUACCAUAGCCAAUCAGAGGCUUACAAGGCGAUACACAGACAUAAGGGCAUACUUGCAGUGGAUCAAAGGUAUUAUGACGAAUGACACAAAAGCAAGGGAAUAAAGUAGUCGCCCGUUAUUUUAAGGCGCAUGUUACAAUGCUCCUGUCUAUAAGAAGAACAAUAAAAAACGUCAUUACGUCAUGAAUACCAUAGCCAAUCAGAGGCUUACAAGGCUUUUGCAGGAUAAAUCACUCUGUUGACCAGAGUGAACAUAAAUGACUACUUUCUGGUACAAAUGCUAAUUUAUUGCAUCCUUCAUCCAAGUAAUAUAUUUAUAUAUGACUGGCACAUAGUAUACACUAGAACAUGUAAAAAGAUUUUUCGCAAUGGCUAUUCAGCGGGUCAUAACUAAGGUAAGCGAGGAGAACUUCUUUUAUCCAAGUGAAUCUGGAAUUGAUUGAGCGACCCGGAUACUGUUACGUCACGCCACCCAAUCUCCCAGUCUCGUCGUUGGUAACAGUUGCUUAGUAAACUGUUUACUAGUGUAUACAUUUGGCCACUUCCGGUUGGUCUCUUUCGGUUAGAGGCAGCAGAAAGCAGCUAGUCGUCUCAUUGGGAGAUUGUACGCCACCCUCUGUUGAGCGGAAGUAUGCACAUUAUAUUUUUCAUGACGAAAGAAAAAAACUUGCAAUUUCUUUCAGGAUAAUAAGUAAGCCAUUUUAUUCUCGAAUCAUUCAUAGAAAGAACAUAAAAACGUCGAGUGGUUUGUGUACAUAUCAGAGAGGUUCAGAUCCCGAUCUGGGAACGAGGUUGCAUUUUCACGACGGAUACCUCGAUGUUGUUGGAAAUGCCACAAAGCCAACUGUCUUUUGUGUAGGACAAAGACAGGAAA
Lineus longissimus is the source of this 3874-nucleotide messenger RNA. Its product is annotated as complement factor B-like. Bases 177 to 2921 code for a protein of 914 amino acids. NCBI's taxonomy places the organism in Eukaryota, Metazoa, Nemertea, Pilidiophora, Heteronemertea, Lineidae. The transcript has 18 exons. The record is from RefSeq and is a predicted model, not a curated record. Gene Ontology annotation, biological process: complement activation; proteolysis. Gene Ontology annotation, molecular function: serine-type endopeptidase activity. Gene Ontology annotation, cellular component: extracellular region.